This is a messenger RNA of Histoplasma capsulatum G186AR, 1581 nucleotides long. Its product is annotated as double-strand-break repair protein rad21. The record is from RefSeq and is a predicted model, not a curated record. Gene Ontology annotation, molecular function: protein binding; chromatin binding. Gene Ontology annotation, cellular component: cohesin complex; synaptonemal complex. The transcript has 3 exons. The coding region runs from base 1 to 1581 and encodes 526 amino acids. Gene Ontology annotation, biological process: synaptonemal complex assembly; replication-born double-strand break repair via sister chromatid exchange; mitotic sister chromatid cohesion. Lineage: Eukaryota; Fungi; Ascomycota; Eurotiomycetes; Onygenales; Ajellomycetaceae.
AUGUUUUACUCGGAGACGCUGUUAUCGAAGACCGGGCCCCUGGCUCGAGUCUGGCUGUCCGCGAACCUCGAACGCAAACUGACAAAAUCCCAUAUUCUGCAAUCUGACAUCGAAAGCAGUGUCAGCGCGAUUGUCGACCAGGGCCAAGCGCCCAUGGCGUUGCGGUUGAGUGGUCAGCUGUUGUUGGGUGUUGUCCGCAUCUACAGCAGGAAAACUAGAUAUCUUCUUGAUGACUGCAACGAGGCUUUAAUGAAGAUUAAAAUGGCUUUUCGAUUGACAAACAACAAUGAUCUCCCCACCUCCGUCACCCUCCCCGCUGGUGGAAUUACUCUGCCAGAUGUGCUUACGGAGUCUGAUCUAUUUAUGAACUUGGAUACCUCUGUUUUGUUCUCACAACCCAUGCCACAAGUAGGGACUGAAGGCAAAAGGCCUGCAUCGUCGCUAGGUUGGUCGAGCCAGCUGCUUCCGGACAGCACCCCUAGUCGGCGGUUCGCGACGCCCAUCGAGAGACCCCACUUGGAAGAUGAUACCGGUCUUGUUCUUGAUUUAGGCGAGGACGACAUGCCUUUAGGCCACGACAUGAGCAUUGAAGUGGGACGAGAUGCACCUGCUCCACGACCGGUUGGCGAAGACCUUUUCAGCGACGACCAAAGGGCGUUCAACGAUGAUUUGGAGCUCGAUCAUGGUGAUGUUGGAAUCCAAUUUAACAAACCAGAGGAUGAAGUAGAUGCGCAUGACAAUGUGGAUAACUUCUUGCAGCAGGAUGAUGAUGUGCUUAUGGGUGGUGUUGAAGAAGAGUUGGGAGCUCCGAUUGUCGAAGCAGACACAACAGUGGUACCUGCGGAAGAACCCAGCGAAUUCCUUAGGGAUUCUCAAUCUCCACUUUCAUCUAACGGUGAUUUCGUAUCAAGUGUUAUGAGCGGCAACAACGAAAACUGGGCUCCGGAAUUGCGCGAAAUGCUGUCAAUUGAUGCUGUGCGACAGGCGAGCGAGCUUAAGCGAAAGCGAGACAGCGGAAUUGCCGAUAUGGAUGUUGAUGGAGCUGACAAAAUGCCCCGGCUUGACCUUGAUGAAGACAGCGGUUUCCUACAUGCGGACGAAGGCAUCGAGCUUGGCGGAGACACCACUCUGAACCAGCAAUCUGAGAUCCACAUUGCAGGCGAUGAGGAACAAGCGCACUACAUGUCCGAUGACGAAGUUCCCGGCUAUCAAGCAGAGGGCUUCAACGACUCUAGCAGCACCGUCCAUCCCGCAGAAAGCGGACCUGUCUCUCUCGGAACAAAGCACGCCGUUCACUUGUUACGCGACCGAUUCGGAGGUGAAGGUUCUUCACGAUCGAAGAAGAGUAGCGUUAUCUUCCAAGAUCUCCUCCCCGAGGGGACCACGACCAAGAGUGAUGCGACCAAGAUGUUUUUCGAGGUGCUUGUGUUAGCCACGAAAGACGCUGUGAAGGUUGAGCAGCACCAUGGUACGAUUGGUGGUCGCCUAAAGAUCAGUGCCAAGCAGGGCCUAUGGGGAUCAUGGGCAGAAACGGAAGCCGGAGGCGAAAUAGCCACACAGACAACAGAAGUCGCGGUUUGA